Molecule: messenger RNA, 2116 nt
Organism: Photinus pyralis (common eastern firefly)
Lineage: Eukaryota; Metazoa; Arthropoda; Insecta; Coleoptera; Lampyridae
Gene: shop
Product: sulfite oxidase
Exons: 11
Coding region: 404-2059 (551 amino acids)
Cellular component (GO): mitochondrion
Molecular function (GO): oxidoreductase activity; molybdenum ion binding; heme binding
Source: RefSeq, a predicted model, not a curated record
GAGUUGAGUCAUUGAAUUUUUACAAAUUCAAUGGUUGAGUUUAAAUAAAUUAAUUAAUUGUGGUGCUCCCGUUGCGACACCACUGGAUUUGAAAGAAAUCAGCUGUUUAUUGUUUUGAUCUUGAACCUUAGACUGAAUCUUGAACAACAAGAAAAAGUUUAUUAUUUAUUGAUAUCGCAAUUUGGGCGCUUUCAACUUCUGCCUUAAUGUUUCUUAAAUGUUUCGAGUAUGACAUGACCUCUAUAAAAACUGUUUGAACCAAGAAUCAAUACAGUUUAUAAAUUUUAAGUCCCCUCAUUCAUAAAGAUGAAUAGAUAAAAGUUUCUCAAUUAGAUAUUUUUAAUUCGUGCUUGACCUUCACGUUUGUGAUAAGUGUAGUCUUGAAUUCUGGCAAAUUGAAAGUAUGUACAAGUAUAUUAGGCUGACAAACACCCUGCGAUAUUCAGGUGAACGCAUAAAUAAUGGGAUUCGGUUGUGUUGUACACACGAAUUCAACAGCAAUAAACAUAGAAGCAGAAGUCACACAGCAGGUCUUUUGUUUGGAGCAGCUGUUUCUUCACUUUUAGCUUAUAAAAUUUACAAAGAAAAUAAGUUUGUAUAUCUAAAGGAAGCAGAAAAGCAGAUCAACACGGACAAAUAUGGUGCAUAUCAGCCGAAUUUGCCCGAGUACUCUCUAGAGGAAGUUACUAAACAUGCGACAAAAUCGACAAAGAUUUGGGUAAUAUUUAGGCGUGGUGUUUACGACAUUACAAGUUUUGUCGAGGAACAUCCAGGAGGUGAUCAAAUUAUGUUGGGUGCUGGUAAUUCGAUCGAACCAUUUUGGUUACUGUAUGGCGUGCAUAAUCAGAUUCAAAUUUACGAGAUGCUUGAAAAGAUGAGAAUUGGAAAUAUUUCUGAAAAGGAUGCGGGAGAAUCGGUUAAAGAUAUGUCUGAUCCCUAUCAUAAUGAUCCAAAACGUCAUCCAAUCUUGAAACCAGCGUCAGUGAAACCGUUUAAUGCAGAAGCACCUUUAUCAUUGCUUGCUGACAAUUUCAUUUCUCCCAACGAAUUGUUCUACGUCCGUAACCAUCUACCUGUCCCAGAAGUUGACAUCUCAACCUACGAACUAGAGGUGGAAGUCGAAGGUACCAAAAAGAAGUUGGUACUGUCGUUCAAGGAUUUAGAGCGUCUUCAAAAACAUACGAUAACAGCUACAAUUAUGUGCGCUGGAAAUCGUCGUUCUGAAAUGUCCAAGCUAAAAACCGUCAAGGGAUUAGAUUGGGGUUGUGCAGCCAUAGGUAAUGCGACGUAUACAGGGGUUCGUUUGCGAGAUGUUUUAGAUAAAGUUGGAAUAAAGGAAGGUUCCGAUUAUAAACAUGUGCAGUUUGAAGGUUUGGAUACAGAUUCUACAGGCAAAUCAUAUGGUGCGUCUAUUCCAUUUUGGAGAGCAGUAGAUAAAAAAUGCGACGUUCUUCUCGCUUACGAGAUGAAUGGAAAGCCUUUACCAAAAGAUCAUGGAUUUCCGAUUAGGGUUGUUGUACCUGGGGUCGUGGGGGCGCGAAAUGUUAAAUGGCUUGGCAAAAUAGUCGUUUCUCAAAAUGAAAGUGACUCCCAUUGGCAGCAAAACGAUUAUAAAGGUUUUUCACCAAGUAUCGAUUGGGAUAAUGUGGAUUUCAGUACUGCGCCUGCUAUUCAAGAGUUGCCUGUUACGUCGGCAAUUUGUAAACCUGCGCCUGGCUCAACUGUGAAGAUUGAAGAUGGGUGCAUUUUUGUACAAGGUUAUGCCUGGUCAGGGGGUGGUAAACAAAUCAUAAGGGUUGACCUAACAAUCGACGGUGGUGAUAAUUGGCACAUCGCUAACAUAGACCAACAGGAUACAAGUUCUCCACCUCAACAUUGGGCUUGGACGUUAUGGUCUGCAAAAAUUCCUGUACCAAAAGGAAAAACAAAGCUCGAUAUACACGUUAAAGCUGUGGAUUCCGACUACAACACCCAACCAGAAAGUUUUAAAAAUAUCUGGAAUUUAAGAGGAGUGCUCAGCAAUGCCUAUCAUCGUGUGCCAAUUAAUGUUGAAUGGUAAUUUCAGUUGGGAAAUACAUUGUAAUGUGUAAUAAAUAAAAACAAAGUGCCAAAUGAU